AUGGGGGAAGCAGCGCAGAGAAUCAACAAGUUCUCCCUAGGCCGAGCGCUCCUCCUGGAUCCGCCACCGCCUCCGCCGCGCCCCCGGCCCCUCUCCGCUCGGCCCUCGCCUCCCCACGUGACCUCCGGCUUCGCAGCGGCCCUCCGGGCGCCCGCACCCCUCCGCACCCCUGCCCGCGCUCCCGGCAGCAGCCGAAGUCCGGGGCUCGUCAGCCCCAGGCUCGCCAGACCGCGCCGGGCGCCCUCCCCGGCCCUAGCUGCCUUCCCGGCGGACCGGCCGGGCGGGAAGGUCAAGAUUCCCGAAUCCCACAGGACGGUCCCCAAAGUUGUCUGGACCCCCUCAGCCCCGGGCCUCGCCUUCUCCAGAGCCCCCGCGGCCGCGCCCAGAGGCUGGGCCGGCGCCGGCGGGUGGAACCUCUCUGAUCCACCGCGCCCGGCGCUGACUUCGGGGAUCCGGGGCGCACGGAGGCCGGAGCAGCUGCGGCAAGCCAGGGAAACUUCCCCCCAGCACCCACCUUUAGCCGCGAGGAGGCGGCGCCGCCGGCUGUCCGCACCGCCGCCGCCACUGCCGCUCCCCACGCCCAGCGCCAGCAGGAGCGGCACCCAGCACAGCCGCCCAGGCAGCAUCCUCGCCGCCGCCGCCGCCGCCCACGGCCCACGCCGGCUCUCGCUUCCCGGUGUCCGCCGCGCUGUGCCGCCCGGUGCGCUCUGGGCGCCGCCGCCGCCGCCGCCGCCUCACCCGGCUUCCGCCGCCCUCCGCCGCGCCGCUCGCUCGCUCUCUCGCUCGCCGGUAGCAGCCGCGCUCACUGGCGCGGACCCCGAGCGGCUCCGGCGCUCACCCCGGGACGGCCCGUGA
Lepus europaeus (European hare) is the source of this 855-nucleotide messenger RNA. RefSeq lists its product as uncharacterized. The transcript has 4 exons. Lineage: Eukaryota; Metazoa; Chordata; Mammalia; Lagomorpha; Leporidae. The coding region runs from base 1 to 855 and encodes 284 amino acids. The record is from RefSeq and is a predicted model, not a curated record.